Molecule: messenger RNA, 1617 nt
Organism: Vitis riparia (riverbank grape)
Lineage: Eukaryota; Viridiplantae; Streptophyta; Magnoliopsida; Vitales; Vitaceae
Product: receptor-like protein EIX2
Exons: 1
Coding region: 1-1617 (538 amino acids)
Molecular function (GO): protein binding
Source: RefSeq, a predicted model, not a curated record
AUGUCUGAAAAGCACCUUGCCAAUCUAACAAGUUUAGAUGAAUUGGAUGCAUCUUCAAACCAGUUAACUUUGCAAGUCAGCUCCAACUGGACUCCUCCUUUUCAACUCACAUACUUAUACUUGGGUUCUUGCCUUCUAGGGCCUCAAUUUCCUGCAUGGCUUCGAACACAGAAGUAUUUGGAAGAGCAAAACAUGUCCCAUGCAGGAAUCUCCAGUGUCAUCCCAGCUUGGUUUUGGACACGAUCCUAUGCUAUAGUUGAUCUGUCUCACAACCAAAUCACUGGUAGAAUUCCAAGUUUACAUUUUGCAUCAAUCAAUCUUGGCUCAAACAAUUUCACUGAUCCACUGCCCCAAAUCUCUUCUGAUGUAGCAAGACUAGACCUCUCCAAUAAUUUAUUCUGUGGAUCUCUUUCACCCAUGUUGUGUCGGAGAACUGAUAAAGAAGUAAAUUUAUUGGAGUCUCUAGACAUCUCAGGAAAUCUUCUGUCAGGAGAACUUCCCAAUUGUUGGAUGUAUUGGAGAGAAUUGAUGAUGUUAAAAUUGGGAAAUAAUAAUCUGAUGGGACAUAUACCUAGCUCCAUGGGUUCUCUAAUUUGGCUCGGUUCAUUGCACUUGCGCAACAAUCAUAUCUCCGGAAAUUUUCUACUUCCAUUGAAAAAUUGCUCUAGUCUAGUGGUUCUAGACCUUAGUAAGAAUGAAUUCACUGGGACGAUACCAGCAUGGAUGGGGAACUUCAAUGGAAAGUUCAUUGAAACAUUACCAGGGGAUGGUGAGAUUGCAUAUACACCGGGUCUAAUGGUUCUUGUCCUUCAUUCAAAUAAGUUCACUGGAAGUAUUCCUCUUGAACUCUGCCACCUUGAUUCCCUUCAAAUCCUGGACUUGGGAAACAACAAUCUCUCGGGAACCAUUCCUAGAUGCUUUGGUAAUUUCAGCAGCAUGACCAAACAAUCGAAUUCAAGUUCCCCAUUUCCUUUUCAUAAUGAACGUUAUUUUGAAGCAACACUGGUUAUGAAAGGAGUAGAGUACGAGUACGACAAUACACUUGGCCUCCUAGCUGGCAUGGACCUCUCAAGCAAUAAGUUAUAUGGUGAGAUCCCAGAAGAAUUCACAGGUCUCCAUGGUUUGAUAUUCUUGAACCUGUCUAAUAACCAUCUCCAAGGGAAGAUUCCUGUGAAGAUUGGGGCCAUGACAUCAAUGGAGUCUCUUGAUCUCUCCAUGAAUAGACUUUCUGGUGUUAUUCCUCAAGGUAUGGCAAAAAUAUCAUUUUUGAGCCAUUUAAAUUUGUCAUACAACAACUUUUCUGGCAAAAUUCCAUCAGGCACCCAACUCCAAGGCUUUAGCCCCCUCAGUUUUAUUGGCAACCCGGAGCUUUGUGGGGCUCCACUGACUGAUGGUUGUGGUGAAGAUGGUAAACCAAAAGGUCCAAUUCCAAACAAUGAUGAUGAAGAGGACAAUGGAAGGAUUGAGAUGAAAUGGUUCUAUUUUGGUACGCCAUGGGGUUUCGUGGUGGGCUUUUGGGCCAUUUUGGCUGCAUUAGCAAUCAACAGAGCUUGGAGAUAUGCUUAUUUUCGGUUCUUGGAUGACAUGAAGUAUAAACUUCUAGGAUGGUGUCUGUAA